Ostrea edulis (European flat oyster) is the source of this 2954-nucleotide messenger RNA. Its product is annotated as hillarin-like. The record is from RefSeq and is a predicted model, not a curated record. NCBI's taxonomy places the organism in Eukaryota, Metazoa, Mollusca, Bivalvia, Ostreida, Ostreidae. The transcript is spliced from 6 exons. The coding region runs from base 118 to 2250 and encodes 710 amino acids.
UUGAUUUCGUGGAACCAAAUUUUCUUCCGUUUUGUUUUUCAACAAUAGGUUUAGAUAUAUUGCUAGCGAGAUUCUUGCGUUCAUAGGAAAUGUUAACAUACAAAUAAACGAUUCACGAUGGGAUGUGUAUCCAGUAAACCUGUGAAAGUCGUGCCACCAAUUCAAGUCGUGCCACCAAUUCAAGUCGUUAUUACUCCAGAUUUGCCGCCACCACCGAAAGAAGAGGAACCGGAGACUUCGUCCGAUCAUAUAUUCAUAGGGACGGAUGAUGCAACAGAAACGGUGAAAAUACCAAAUGAAUUGGACGAGUACAGUGAAUUGAAACCACAGAACUCGAUCAAGGUAUGUGAAGAUAAAGAAAAAUAUGCCAAGUUCUUUGAGAACUGGUCACCAAUUCUACAAAGCGAUGAGGACAGCGACGCCAUUUCUACUGCGGGAAACAAUUCAGAAGAGGCACAACAUAAACUGACGAUGGAAGACAUUGACAAACGAGCGCGAGAGGCUCCUGCAGAACGAGCAGAUAGUUUUGAUAAUCUUAAAGACUAUCUGCUGGAUGGUUUGUCUGGCCAUGAGGAGGAGGAGAAGUUGAGUGUCCGGGCCAUCAUAGUGUGGCUCGGGGAACAAGAUCUUAAAGACUGGACUGAUGUGCCUCCAUCUAGAGACUCGCCUAAGGGAUUCUUGGCUCUACUCGCGCAGAAAAAUUCUCUCUUCGUAACAUUCUUUACAGUUCUCUGCAGAGAGUUUGGUUUGAAGUGUGUCAAGGUACGUGGAAUUUCAAAGGCGGGGGAUUAUCAGCCGGGGGAAGAGGUAGAAAGUUCGAAAUAUGGAGACACUUGGGCCGCUGUUUUUGUAAACAGGAGAUGGCAAAUUGUGCACCCAUACUGGGUCUGCAAAAGUCUUGUAGGACGUAAUGCUGGUGGAUGGAUAAAAUUAGAGGAAAACGGGAAAACAAUUGGUAGAAAAGAAAAAGAGUCAGUCGGCGUUUUAAGAAAAGCUUUCAAGGAGUACUAUAUUUUUCCGGAUCCGGAUGAAUUCAAAUACCGGUGUCAUCCUGACGACGAAAAGUGGCAGUUAACUAAGAAUUCCGUAAAGAGGAAUGAAUUUUCCCGCAUGCCUUACUUAUUUCCUACAUUUUUCGGAAUGGGUUUAAAAUUGAUAUCCGCAAAUACGUGCUUAUUAACUAGCGACACGGGAGAGUCUUUAAUUGAGAUACAAGCCCCUUUGAAGAACGCAAACACACUAGACUUGUGGUAUGAACUAUACCUAAAGGAGGGGACAGGGAAUAGCGAUGAAGAAAAUAUGAUGUUACAGGCUGAAAACAUCCCAAAACUGGUCGCCAUGAUACGAUGUGGCGACGUCUGGCGAUUUAAGAUGAACUUGCCAAUCAAAGGAGCUUUCAAACUUUGUUGUUACGGUGGUCCUCAUAAAUCUCCACUCUCCAGAAUUGCUGAAUUUCGCAUUGACAAUCAUGUACCGAAGAAAAUCUGUAAAAUUAUCCCGUUUAACCCUGGACGUGUCGGAUUUGGCCCGGGACCUGCCGCUACCGCAGCAAACUUUUUCACACCGUCACAUUCAGAUGGACAAAUACCGAUACAGAUGAAUACUAAAUUGGAAAUUUCUUUUACAGUGAUCAAAUCUGUAAUCGAAAAGAGAUCGAUUGUAGCAUUACUGCACAAAAAUGACAUGGAACCUGAAGAACUGGAUCGGCAUGUUGAAGUAGAAAUAAGAAAAGAAAGACGCAUGAUACUUAUUCGAACUGAUGCUCCCAGUGAAGGCGAAUAUGCUCUCACAAUUCAUUCUUGCGUGAAGGAGGAAAGAGCACAUCCUAGUCGUUGGUACGCUCAGAAUGGUGUAAAUGUCUGUAACUACCUGCUCACCACAAUGGUAAAACAACAUGAGAGAGCUAAUCAGAAGAUUGCUAGGAAGAAGUUGCAAGACGCGUUAUCGUCAGUUGAUGUUGGGCGAAAUUUCUUGAGCAGCUUUGAUGUAUUUUCGCAAGCCAUAGAAAAAUGUAUCAAGGAGAAAAUAAAUGAAAAUGAUAACGACAUUGUGUCAGCCAAGACUAAAGUAGAUCUUCUAAAACUGAAGAACGAUGCUCGUGAUGCAAAACUUCGGAAUCAAUACCAUGUGACUGAAAGAACACUGCGAAGAUUGAAAUCUUCUGUGUAUGCACCAAUCUGUGCCAUGGAAAUUUCCGAGCUGGAAAGUAUCCUUAAAAAGUUAGAGGGUGAGAGAGAUAAUUUUCUUUGAUUGAAAUCAAGGCGAGUAUGCUGAAGAAAGAAAAAAAUGACAAAACGGCAAGACUCAUCAUAACCAGCUGCGUCACUCUUCACGGAGACAAUAAAAGAUCAAUAUGGAGAAACUUGAUUUAUGAUGGCAUAUUUAUUUUACAAAAUAUCCUUUGUAACCAGACAUUUGCAUUCUUCCAAAAAGUCAUUAUAAUGUCGUCUGUUUUUCUACAUUUUUUUUUGACAAAUCCACCGAAAGUUCCAACAAGACAACUGCAUCUGAGAAGACUGUGUAAUUAUCUUGCAAUUCAACGUAUUACUUCACACGUCAACAUAAUUUAAUUGCCCUAAAUCUAUAUCAACUUACCAGGUGUUAUGUUCACUUAUGAAAGGUGAUGAUAACGAACUCCUAUAUGCAAUGCAAAAUAGAUAGUUGGGCAAACACUGACCCUUGGAUAUACCAGAGGUGGGAUCAGGUGUUAAGGAGGAGGAAGCAUCCCCUGUCGACCGGUCACACUCGCCGUGAAACCAUAAACAAAACAAGCUCUUGUGUAUCGAAUCAGUUGAGAGAUAUAAACACCAUAUGCAGGUGAUAAUGGAAUAUUGCUACAUCAAAAUGGAAAGUUGACGAUGGAAAAAUUGAAAUCAUCCUGUUUGUCAUAAAGUUGAGUUGUUAGUUUGCCGUUGAUAUCUAUUUUCAAUAAAAUAUUUAAGUACGAAGCAGAA